AUGGCCAUGCAGGCCUUUCAUCUCAGUGCUCUGGAGGUGUCCCGGAGCCGGCAAGGAUCGGGGCACAGGUGGAAAUCCGAGUUUAAUGAGUGUUUGGCUAACUAUGGAGAGAGCGCUUUUCUAGGGUCAGGCCCUCAGGUGGCUGGCUACGCUCGCUCGCGGGUCUCCAGGCUCCGGAUCAAGAGUGUCUUGGAGAAGCCCCUGGCGCAGGUCCCCGCCCCCGGCUCUCAGUCCCCACCCCUGCGCCUCCGGGGGCGCCCCAUCGCGGGAGGGUGGUCCGCCUCCCCCCGGCCGCCCAGGGCAGAGAGGCGGCCAGAACCUCCACCUCUUCCCCGUUUCCGCCGCAGGCAGCGCUCGCCGGCCAGGGCCACCGGGAGGCGCGGCCGUCCCUCCGCCCGCGCGCCGGGGGCCGGCCCUGCCGCCUGCGCCUUUUUCCCCGCGCACACGGCGGCGGCGCGCGGCCACUCGCCAACCGCAGGCAGCGCGGUGGCUGCAGCGCCCUGCGCUCGGAAGAUGGUCCCCGCGGCCGGACAGCUCGCUCUGCUAGCGCUGGGUAUCGUGUCAGCUGUGUGCCAGGCUCUGGAAAACAGCACGUCCAUCCUGAGCGACUCACCCGUGGCAGCUGCAGUGGUGUCUCAUUUCAACAAGUGCCCAGAUUCGCACACUCAGUUCUGCUUCCAUGGAACCUGCAGGUUUUUGGUGCAGGAGGAGAAGCCAGCAUGUGUGUAA
This is a messenger RNA of Psammomys obesus (fat sand rat), 729 nucleotides long. It is a transcript of the gene Tgfa, whose product is annotated as transforming growth factor alpha. Lineage: Eukaryota; Metazoa; Chordata; Mammalia; Rodentia; Muridae. The transcript has 5 exons. The record is from RefSeq and is a predicted model, not a curated record. Bases 1 to 729 code for a protein of 242 amino acids. Gene Ontology annotation, biological process: positive regulation of mitotic nuclear division; epidermal growth factor receptor signaling pathway; positive regulation of cell population proliferation.